This is a messenger RNA of Coffea eugenioides, 1924 nucleotides long. RefSeq names its product short-chain dehydrogenase/reductase family 42E member 1. The coding region runs from base 241 to 1683 and encodes 480 amino acids. The transcript is spliced from 5 exons. The record is from RefSeq and is a predicted model, not a curated record. NCBI's taxonomy places the organism in Eukaryota, Viridiplantae, Streptophyta, Magnoliopsida, Gentianales, Rubiaceae. Gene Ontology annotation, biological process: steroid biosynthetic process. Gene Ontology annotation, molecular function: 3-beta-hydroxy-Delta5-steroid dehydrogenase (NAD+) activity.
AAAGAGUCUAGAGAGAGAGAGAGAGAGGGACGGGACAGAAGAAGUUGUCAGUCAACGCCCCCACCAGCGCCGCAUUCUUCUCUCUUCCACAACCUAAACUAUAAGUAGCUUCAGGCAUCAUCCAUUUGAGAGUUCUGGUCGGCCGGCGGCCGGGUAAAAUUUCUCAGAUUUCACACUCAAACCCCAAAAGAAAGGACACGCAAAAAGAAAAAAAGAAAGAAUUGGAGGAGGAGGAAAAAGAUGCAUUUGAGCGAGAACGAAGGGAUAGAGAAAAAGAGGUUUGUGGUUACGGGUGGGGCGGGAUUCGUGGGUUCCGCCCUCUGCCUUGAGCUGGUCAGGAGAGGGGCGCUCUCAGUCAAGGCCUUUGAUCUUAAUAUCCACUCUUCCUUCUCCGACCGCCUCCGCCAACAGGGAGUCCACUUGAUCCAAGGGGAUGUUACUUGCAAAGAAGAUGUGGAAAAGGCGUUGCGCGGGGUGGACUGUGUAUUCCACCUGGCCUCUUAUGGCAUGUCCGGGAAGGAAAUGCUCCAGUACGGUCGGGUGGACGAGGUGAACAUCAAUGGGACUUGCCAUGUCUUGGAUGCUUGCCUCCACCACGGGAUCGCCAGGCUUGUAUAUGUCAGCACCUACAAUGUUGUGUUUGGUGGACAAGAAAUUGUGAAUGGCAAUGAAACUCUACCUUACUUCCCCAUGGAUCACCACGUUGAUCCUUAUGGUCGUAGUAAAGCUAUUGCCGAGCAACUGGUUUUGAAGACUAAUGGCCGCCCCCUCAGGAACACAAACAAAAAUGGAAAAUGCCUGUACGCGUGUGCUGUGCGUCCUGCUGCAAUUUAUGGGCCUGGCGAAGAAAGGCACCUGCCGAGGAUUGUAAAUUUUGCCAAGUUAGGUCUGCUGCCGUUUAGAGUUGGAAAUCCAAGUGUGAAAACUGACUGGGUUUAUGUGGACAACCUUGUACUAGCCCUACUGUUAGCCAGCAUGGGACUUUUGGAUGACAUCCCUGGAAAAGAAGGAUCUCCCAUUGCUGCUGGCCAGCCUUACUUCAUAUCUGACGGUUCUCCAGUCAAUAGUUUCGAGUUCCUCCAUCCACUGCUCAAUAGUUUAGAUUAUGAACUCCCAAAGGCGUCAUUAGCUGUUCGCCAUGCUCUGCUUUUGGGGAAUUUCUUUUGGGCUUUCUACAGUUUUAUGUACCCGUGGUUGAAUCGAUCAUGGCUUCCUCAACCACUGAUGCUUCCCGCUGAAGUGUACAAGGUUGGUGUAACCCAUUACUUCUCCUUUGUGAAAGCAAAAGAGGAGCUUGGGUACAUCCCUAUGGUGAGUCCUCGCGAGGGUAUGGCAGCAACCAUCUCGUAUUGGCAAGACAAGAAGAGGAGAAAUUUGGAUGGGCCUACAAUAUAUGCAUGGCUGUUCUGUGUGAUUGGAAUGCUUUCACUAUUUGCCGCUGCUUACCUUCCAGAUUUUGGACCUACUCCCCUAGUUAGAUCUUUUAGUCUUCUGUUCCUGCGUUCUGUGACAGCAUUGAGGUUGCUUUUCCUUAUAUCGGCUGCAUUACAUGUUGGUGAAGCUAUAUAUGCUUGGAAUCUUGCGAAAAAGGUGGAUCCUGCAAACUCCAAGGGAUGGUUUUGGCAAACUUUUGCUUUGGGGUUUUUUUCUUUGCGUUUCUUGUUGAAGAGAGCCAAAAGAUAGGCAUAGAUUGAGGUGAAAGAGCUGCUGUUCCAAAGCUCGUACCAAAGCCGCUAACAGAUACGACUCAUUUAUGCCAAAUUCUUAUGCUAUGGAAAUGGUGGUUUUCCGUGUUUUUGGGUAGUUUAGCUCUCUUAAAUGCUACAUGAGCUUGGAUUUUAUUCUUCAUUUCCAACAUUUUAUUGAAUUUAAGCUAAUUCUGUAAAAUGCUAGUACAAUCGAGUCCUUGAGGUGUUGCUGGUGA